CCUCCCACCCCACCCCUCCACUCUAUGGAAGCCCGCUGGGAGAUUCCCGCUUGGAGAAGUCUGGAUUAUUGCUAGGAGCAGAGGUACCUUCAGUCUCCAGGGAGCCUUCCUCCUUACCUUCAUCUUGACCUGCAUCCCCGCCACCUCCUCAUCCCAGGCUGGGCUCCACCAUUGCCAAGGAUGCCUCCAUGGUGACACAUACAUCCUGUUUGUGCCUGGAUCCCAAGAAGUCAAGUUAGCCAGGCCCAGGGCCUAGGAACACCAAUCUCCACUACACCGGCCUGUCCGGCACCUCUCCCUUCCCCCCUCCCUGUGGGGCGCCCCCAGCCCCAGCCCCUCAGCUAGGAAGGGGGCCAGGGCCUCCCGGGUCUGAGUCCUGCCCCUGCCACUGCCGCCCUCCAGCCAGGGCCGUGUCCUCCAGAAACAUGAAGAAGAGCACUCAGGGCUACCUCUCCAACUCAACGAGCACCAUGGCCACGACCAAGGACUUUGGCUGCACCGUGAUGGAGCUGCGGCACCUCAUGGAGCUGCGCAGCAGUGAUGCUGUGGCCCAGAUCGACGAGCACUAUGGGGGUGUGCUGGGCCUCUGCGAGAAGCUGCAGACCUCGAAGGUCGAAGGACUGUCUGGGAACCCUGCGGAUCUGGAGAGACGCAAGCAGGUAUUUGGACAAAACUUCAUCCCCCCUAAGAAGUCCAAGACCUUUUUGGAGUUAGUGUGGGAGGCUCUACAAGACGUCACACUCAUCAUCCUGGAGAUCGCAGCAGUCAUCUCCCUGGGCCUGUCCUUCUAUCAUCCUACUAGUGAUGAAAAUGAGUUAGAGUGCGGGCAAUCCAAAAUUAGUGCGACAGAUGAAGGGGAGGCAGACACUGGCUGGAUUGAAGGGGCAGCCAUCCUAUUUUCGGUCAUCGUUGUGGUGCUGGUGACGGCCUUCAAUGACUGGAGCAAGGAGAAGCAGUUCCGGGGCCUACAGAACCGUAUCGAGCAGGAACAGAAGUUCACUGUUAUCCGCAAAGGCCAGAUAAUCCAGUUGCCUGUAUUUGACAUUGUGGUGGGAGAUAUCGCCCAGGUCAAAUAUGGUGACUUGUUGCCUGCAGAUGGGAUCCUGAUUCAAGGGAAUGAUCUGAAAAUUGAUGAGAGUGCCCUAACUGGAGAGUCUGACCAUGUCAAGAAGACAAUAGAGAAAGACCCCAUGCUCCUUUCAGGGACCCAUGUGAUGGAAGGGUCUGGCCGAAUGCUAGUGACUGCGGUGGGUGUGCAUUCCCAAACUGGAAUCAUUUUCACCCUUUUGGGGGCAUCCCAGACUGAUAAGGGGAAGAAGGAAAAACCCGGUAAAAAACAAGGAGCCCCUGAAAAUCGCAACAAAGCUAAGACCGAAGAUGGUGUGCCUCUAGAAAUCCAGCCCCUGAAGAGCCAAGAAGGGUUAGAGGAAGAAGAAAAGAAGAAGAAGAAGAAGGGGCCCAAGGAAAAGUCAGUGCUACAGGGCAAACUGACACGCUUGGCUGUCCAGAUUGGGAAAGCCGGUGAUCUUUUCAUGUCUGCUCUCACAGUUCUCAUCUUGAUACUGUCCUUUGUGAUCAACACAUUCGGGGUGCGAGGUCAGAGUUGGAACGCAGAAUGCAUCCCCAUCUACAUCCAGGGCUUUGUCAAGUUCUUCAUCACUGGGAUCACUGUGCUCGUAGUGGCUGUACCAGAAGGGUUGCCUUUGGCUGUCACCAUCUCGCUGGCCUAUUCUGUCGAGAAAAGGAUGAAGGAUAACCUCGUAUGUCACUUGGAUGCCUGUGAGACUAUGGGGAAUGCGACAGCCAUCUGCUCAGACAAGACAGGCACACUGACCUUGAACCGCAUGACAAUGGUGCAAGCCUUUAUAGGGGACACUUACUUCAAAGAGAUCCCCAGCCCAGAUGUCAUUGCGCCCAAUACCUUGGACCUCAUUGUCAAUGGCAUCUCCAUCAACAGUGCCUGCACAUCUAAGAUCUUGCCUCCAGAGAAGGAAGGAGGGCUUCCUCGGCAGGUGGGCAAGAAGACAGAGUGUGGCUUACUGGGCUUUGUCGAAGACCUGAACCAUGACUACUAGGCAAUAAGGAACGAGAUGCCAGAGGAGGAAUUCUAUGAAGUCUACACCUUCAAUUCAGAGCGCAAAUCAGUGAGCACAGUUAUCCAGAACCCAGAUGGGACUUUUCGAAUGUACAGCAAGGAGGCUUCAGAGAUGAUCCUGAAAAAGUGCCUCUUGAUCCUGGACAAGAAUGGGGACCCACACACGUUCAAGUCCAAAGAACAGGAUAGUAUGGCACGCUUUGUGAUUGAGAAAAUGGCCUGUGAGGGUCUUCGGACCAUCUGUCUUGCUUACCGGGACUUUGAAGAGGAGCCUGACUGGGAAAAUGAGUCUGAGGUUCUCGCUAAGCUGACCUGCAUUGCUGUGGUUGGCAUUGAAGACCCUGUGCGCCCAGAGGUACCUGCAGCCAUCCACAAGUGCAAAGUGGCUGGCAUCUCUGUUCGGAUGCUGACAGGAGACAACAUCAACACAGCCCGAGCUAUUGCCGCUAAGUGUGGCAUCCUGACUCCUGGUGAAGACUUCAGCUGCUUAGAGGGCAAAGAGUUCAACCAACUUAUCCGAAAUGAGAAGGGCAAGGGCAUUGCAGGUACAGAUGUGGCAAAGGAGGCAUCAGACAUCAUUCUAACAGAUGACAACUUUACCAGCAUUGUUAAGGCAGUGAUGUGGGGUCGAAAUGUCUCUGAUAGCAUUUCCAAGUUUCUGCAGUUCCAGCUCACUGUCAGUGUGGUGAUUGUGAUUGUGGCCUUCACUGGGGCCUGUUUUACUCAGGAUUCCCCACUGAAAGCUGUGCAGAUGUUGUGGGUGAACCUGAUCAUGGAUACUUUUGCCUCCCUGGCCCUGGCUACCGAGUCACCCACGGAGUCGUUGCUGUUGAGACAAUCCUACGGCCUCAAUAAGCCACUGAUCUCUAGGACUAUGAUGAAAAAUAUCCUGGGACAUGCAAUCUUCCAGCUUAGUGUCAUCUUUACCCUUCCCUUAGUUGGUGAAAAGCUCUUUGACAUCAACAGUGGGAGGAAAGCCCGCUUAAACGCCCCACCCUCCGAACACUAUACCAUUGUAUUCAAUACCUUUGUGCUAAUGCAACUCUUCAAUGAAAUCAGUACCCGAAAAAUCCAAGGUGAGAGGAAUGUCUUUGCAGGCAUGUACUGUCACCCCAUCUUCUGUUCUGUGCUGCUGGGCACAUUUAUCACCCAGAUCCUGAUAGUGGAAGUCGGGGGCACACCCUUUAGCUGCACACACCUUUCCUUGAGCCAGUGGCUUUGGUGUCUUUUCAUUGGGAUUGGAGAGCUGCUUUGGGGCCAGCUAAUCAACACAGUGCCUACUUCAAGACUGACUUUCUUGAAGGAGGCUGGGCAUGCCACCACCAAAGAAGAAAUCACCGAGAAAAACCUGGCUGAGGGACUAGAGGAAAUUGACCAUGGAGAAAUGGAGCUGCGCCGUGGCCAGAUUCUCUGGUUCCGGGGCCUGAAUCGCAUCCAGACUCAGAUCAAAGUCGUGAAAGCAUUCCGUAGCUCCCUCUUUGAAGGCCUUGAGAAACCUGGAACCCGAAGCUGUAUUCAUAACUUCAUGACUCAUCCCGAGUUCACCCUGGAAGAAGAUGAGCCAACAACGCCACUCCUGGAUGGUAGCGAGGUUGAAGAUAGCAAAGAGCCUGGGACAGACAGAUUCCCCAAGGCUACUGGGAGCAAAGAAGCCCCAUCUUUUCUAUCCAGCAGUGAAAACUGCAAUACUUUGGACUCUAGCCCAGUGCAUAUCACAGCAUCCGACUCAGACAGCACCUUACACAGCCUGGAGACAUCGGUUUGACCCUUAGAACUCUGACUUCCAUCCCUGAUUUCUUCCAUUUCCUCCCUUAUCUGCCCCUUCCGUGUGAUAUCCAUGUGAUAAUAGAAUUUUUUAUUGUCAUGUCAACUGCUCCUGUGUGUGCACCAUGAGUGGAUUCUCACCCAACCAUUAGAGGCAAGAGCAGACACAUUCAGGGAUGCCCAAUUGAACUUUGAAUUGGUGUUUGGGGUCAGGGGCUUCAUAGCUGAUGCAAGCAGUGCUGGGGUCUCCUCAUGUUGGGCUCUGUAAAUCAACAGUGGUUUUUGUUAGUAUGUUUUAAAGAAAGGCAACAGCCCUUGUCAGCCCCCAAAAUAAUUUCCUGUGUUUGUAGGCAUAGAACACAGGAAAACCUCUUGGCUCCUAUGAGGCAGUGUGAGCUGUUAGCUAAACAAGGAUGCAGAAGGAGAAAAAAAAUAUCUAAAAGGAAAUAUAUAGGAUUGGGGUGGGAAGGGAGGGGGGAAUGGGAUUUGUAGAAUCAGCCUAUAGAUGAUGAUUGCUUUUAAAUAAGUCUUCCAUUUUGAAAAUUUCUGCUUAAGCUCUUUAGCUCUUUAAGACCUUCCUUACCUAUCUCUUGUGAGUUCUUUUUAUCCCUUUCCUCCCCUCUUCCCUACCUCUUCUCUUAGUGGUAAUAAGAGAGUAGGGAAAAUGCUGAGUGAAUUGAGUGACCAGGUCACAGGUUGGUUUGCCUCGGUUUGACUGAACUCCCUUCUGCCUCUGGAGCCAAGGGAGACUUCAGUUCUGGUUUGUGGAACCAGUUUUGGUCCUGAAAGGAUUCCAUUUGAACAGUAAAGUACAAGCAAUUUGGGUGUGUUGUAUGUAUGUGUUUGCCCUGUUGGUGUAAUGUGCCUUCUUCUGGAAACUUCCAUGUGGUCAGAAAGGGGAGAGGCCAGUUUUUAAAUGUCAAAGAAAAAAGCCUUGACUUUGGAGGGAGCCAUGCUUUGAGUGGUAGGUAGUGUUUGCUGGGAUCUGAGCAGAGGGAGUGAGCUGGAUCUGACUUUGCUCCAGCUGGACACAUAUGAGGGACCAGAAACUGGCAGGUCUUGGGCAAGACAAGCCAUUAGAGUAGAGAUAAUCAUAUUGGGUCUUCUAUCUAGCACAACCCUUGGUACUUGCAAAGCAGUCUGCCGAGGCUCUGCUAUCUCAGGGUGUCAGGAUGGGUAAGGAGGUCAGUGUUUAAGGAGCUCUCAGGAGAGGCUGAGGAAAGUUGUUCAAGUCAGAGCCUGGGCAGGCCUUGCUUCACAGUGUUCAGAAGAUCAGGGCCUGACUGCCUAAUUACCAGCUUAGACUCCUCUAUGAUUUACUAAGUCUGUUUACUUGCAGUCCUGUGCUCUCUGAGGAGUCUCCAGCACACCCCAGAACUUAGCUUAAAAACUACCUAUUAUCAACUAGGUGCUCCAGUAGAUUUGGCUAAUUAAGGCAGCAAGAGAAGCUCACCCUCUCACCCUUGGUUCUCCACACACACCCCCCCCACCCCCAUGACCUUUUCCAGCAAUGAGCUCUAAUUGCUGCUACCCAGUAAAGCCCUGUGCCUUCCCCCCCACCCCCCACUGCCCAAAGCCUCCCCUUCCAGCCUGCCACUUGGGAGGUGGAGGCUUUGCUGAGAGAUUUUUUCUAAGUGUUUCUUAACAAAGAUGAGAUUGGAGCCGUGCUUUCUGGGAACUCCAUUUUUGUUCCUGCUGACAGUGAUGGAUGCUUUUCGGGGGGGGGGAAGGUAGGGGGGGACCUCAAAGCUCUAGUAAACUGCCAAAUCACCGAAUGCUUUUCUAAUUAUGAGGAGGCUCCUCCUGCCCCAGCCCUUCCUCCAGAAUACCUCUCUGCCAGUUUUCACUUGAGUGAGAUAAGGAAAUAAAACAUUGCUUACUCAUGACUACAUCCCCCAACACUACAUAAUCCAUCAACCUAUGAAAUAAAAGGAACUUUGGUUUGGUUUUUAAAGGUUACGUGCUUCAGCGAUCAUUUUUCCUAUAUUGAAUGAAAGUGGAAAAAAGCUCAGCUCACCCAAGGUGGAGUUAGAAGCUCAAAUAUAUGUGUGUAUAUAUGUAUACAUAUGUAUUAAAAAUACAUUGGGAGAUACUGAUUUAGUUGUCAAAUCUUAUACCUCAGAUAUGUUUAAAAACAACUCUGGAGGCUACUUUACCAUGUUCAUUCCCUAAAGACUUUCUAGGUGCCUGACAGGUUACCCUUGAGGGCCUUGUCUGCUUUCCAAAGGCAAAGGGUUUUUUUGUGUUCUAAUUUCCAUAGUACAAGAGAAAAUAUAUAAAUGUUCAAAUACAUAUAGUUUUCUUUAGAUCAGAAACUGAUAUUUUUGAGUCAGCCGUAUGUAUUUUGUUUAAAAGGAUUAAAAAUAAAGAGCUGUCAUGUGGCCCAGCUGAAGGGCUCAUGCAAACCAGCUGUUUGCUGUGACAGGUGACUUAGUAUAUAUCUUUGAUGGGUUCUAAAGGCCAAUAAAUUACUUCCUUUCUCCAAACAGCCAUCUUUGUACUUAAGAAAAAAGAAAAAAAAAUUAGUUGGGUUCUAGAGAGAUGUUUUUUAUAUAAAUUGUAUUGAUAUGGCUGGUUGAGUAAGUUUAAGCAUUUGUGUGCAUACUUUUUUAUGUAAAAUUAUUUUCAGUUUAGUUUCAGUGAUACAACUGGCAACAGGUCAAUGUGGUUUAAGUUAUUCAAGAAAAUUCCCUCCCUCCCUUCCCCACCAAAAAAUAAAAUGGUGCUUUAGAUUUGAAAUGGGUAGUGUAGGGUGGAAAGGGAUGGGGAAGAGUGAGGCUUCCAUUUUAGAUUCCUCUCUAGAUAGGUCAUGAAGCAUAAGGAGGGGGAUUAGUCUGCUAAUGGAAAGGGAAGACAAUUAGCAAGAAGCCCUGUGCCAGACGGGAGGUGAACUUCUACCCCCAGUAGUCAAUUGGGUUGUCCACUCCUCUCACAGUUUUCAGAAGUCAGGGGCCCCUUGCUGGGCUGCAAUUGGCAGAUUGGUACCAAAGACAUUGACAUCUCUUCUAGUCUGUGAGGGUGAUCUCUCUUUUAGAGUUUACAACUUCUGUGGUCUUUUCCUGCUUGCAUAUCUGAGUUUUAACAUUAAUAGAGAGGGUUUUUAACAUGGGAAUCUGAAUGCUUUCCCCCAAAAAGGUUUUGUGCUUGACAAGGAAGGAAAUAUCUACCCCAAACGGGAAAAACAAAAACUGGUUCUAGUCAUGGCUGUCAGUCUUGGGGAACUGUCUGGACAGGACUCUCCCCUGUCAUCUAUGACCCUCUUCCUCACGACCCAAGUCAAAGAAGGGAAAGUUUAUACAGUAGAAUUUCAAACCACUAAAAUUUAGAAAAGGCCUUAGCACAUGGAGCUCACAUGUACCAUGAGACCUCCUACAUGAGUCCCAUUUCCUAGCAGUCAGUGGCACCAUUCCCAAAUAUCCCUGGUCCCACACCCACCCCCUACGUCUUAAGGGACAUCUCACUGUAGCAAGAGGGGGUUACCUGUAAACCUUAUCCUUCAAUCAUUCCAAGUUUCUUUCCCUUUUAAUAGACAAAAUCCCUUUACUUAGCUCACUACCAUGUCCGUCUUAAUUUUGCCCUUUGUCAGCCCUACCACACCAUCUUCCCUUCCUAGGUGAAGUUUCCUAAGAGGAAGAUGUAUGAAGAUGAGCUCAGGUCACUCUCCCAUAACUAAAUGGGCCUUGAUAAACAUUUUCCAUAUCUAUACAUAUAUAUGCAUAUAUAUAUUAUGUGUGUGUGUGUGUGUAUAUAUAUAUAUAUGACAUAUAUAUAUAUAUAUGUAUAUAUAUGACAUAUAUAUGUGUGUUUGCCAAUGAAUCUAAUUCUUAAGGUCUUUCUUUUGCAAGCAGCAUGCAAAUAGGAGUUCUGAGUUUCUUUUUUUCCCCAGUAACUCAUAGCAAGCACUGGUAUUUUUGUAUAAAAAGCAAAAAAUAAAAUAAACAAAACAAGAGAUUAAGUAUUUGUGGUAUGCAUGACAUAAAAAGUAAAUGGUGGUUUCAAAGCAGUAUGUACCCUGGUGUGUGUGGCCAUAUUCUGCAGUUCUGCUUAACAGUACACCCAGUCUGUACCUGCACUCUGAUAUUAUUUAAGCUCUAUGUACGAUGUUUUGCAUGUAUUUAUAUGGUUCUUGGGGAAAAAAAUGGAACGAACUGUCAACGCUUCUGGAAACAUUGAAACUUAAACUUGUCAGUUCACUGAGAUGAGAAGACUGAAAGAGAGGAGACAUUUAAAUAAGAAGAGAUAAUUUUAUUUUAUUUUUGGGGGAACCAAUAAUGCUUUUUGCUAUUGAGCAGAAACAAAUGCCGCUGUACACUGAGAAUAAAAACCCCAUGCCCACUUGUAA
Molecule: messenger RNA, 8201 nt
Organism: Phascolarctos cinereus (koala)
Lineage: Eukaryota; Metazoa; Chordata; Mammalia; Diprotodontia; Phascolarctidae
Source: RefSeq, a predicted model, not a curated record